Messenger RNA from Lepus europaeus (European hare), 4430 nucleotides. It is a transcript of the gene PIGT, whose product is annotated as phosphatidylinositol glycan anchor biosynthesis class T. The record is from RefSeq and is a predicted model, not a curated record. Bases 18 to 1754 code for a protein of 578 amino acids. NCBI's taxonomy places the organism in Eukaryota, Metazoa, Chordata, Mammalia, Lagomorpha, Leporidae. Gene Ontology annotation, biological process: attachment of GPI anchor to protein. Gene Ontology annotation, cellular component: GPI-anchor transamidase complex. The transcript has 12 exons.
CGGAAGCAGCCGCUGGCAUGGCGGCGGCCAUGCCGCUCGCUCUGCUGGUGCUGCUGUUCCUGGGGCCAGGCGGCUGGAGCCAGGCAGAGCCCCCACGCGACACCCUGCGGGAGGAGCUCGUUAUCACCCCGCUGCCUUCCGGGGACGUGGCCGCCACCUUCCAGUUCCGCACGCGCUGGGAUUCGGAGCUGCAGAGGGAACGAGCGUCUCAUUACAGGCUCUUCCCCAAAGCCCUGGGGCAGCUGAUCGCCAAGUAUUCUCUCCGCGAGCUGCACUUGUCGUUCACGCAGGGCUUUUGGAGGACCCGAUACUGGGGGUCCCCCUUCCUGCAGGCCCCAUCAGGCGCAGAGCUCUGGGUCUGGUUCCAGGACACUGUCACUGACGUGGAUAAGUCGUGGAAGGAGCUCAGUAACGUCCUCUCGGGCAUCUUCUGCGCCUCUCUCAACUUCAUCGACUCCACCAACACAGUCACUCCCACGGCCUCCUUCAAGCCCCUGGGGCUGGCCAAUGACACUGACCACUACUUCCUGCGCUAUGCCGUGCUGCCGCGGGAGGUUGUCUGCACCGAGAACCUCACCCCGUGGAAGAAGCUGCUGCCCUGUAGUUCCAAGGCCGGCCUCUCUGUGCUGCUGAAGGCGGACCGCUUGUUCCACACCAGCUACCACUCCCAGGCCGUGCACAUCCGCCCCAUUUGCAGAAAUGCACGCUGCACCCGCGUCUCCUGGGAGCUGAGGCAGACCCUCUCGGUUGUCUUUGAUGCCUUCAUCACGGGGCAGGGGAAGAAAGAGUGGUCCCUGUUCCGGAUGUUCUCCCGAACCCUCACCGAGCCCUGCCCCCUGGCUUCAGAGAGCCGAGUGUAUGUGGACAUCACCAGCUACAACCAGAACAAUGAGCCGUUGGAGGUGAGCCCUCCCCCCACCACCACGUACCAGGACGUCAUCCUGGGCAGCCGGAAGACCUAUGCAGUCUAUGACCUGCUCGACACAGCGCUGAUCAACAGCUCCCGCAACCUCAACCUCCAGCUCAAGUGGAAGAGACCCCCAGAGAGCGAGGCCCCGCCGGUGCCCUUCCUGCACGCCCAGCGCUACGUGAGUGGCUACGGGCUGCAGAAGGGGGAGCUGAGCACCCUGCUCUACAACACCCACCCGUACCGCGCCUUCCCUGUGCUGCUGCUGGACACCGUGCCCUGGUACCUGCGGCUCUACGUGCACACGCUCACCAUCACGUCCAAGGGCAAGGAGAACAAACCAAGUUACAUCCACUACCAGCCUGCCCGGGACCGCCUGCAGCCCCACCUCCUGGAGAUGCUCAUCCAGCUGCCCGCCAGCUCGGUCACCAAGGUCUCCAUCCAGUUUGAGCGGGCCCUGCUCAAGUGGACCGAGUACACCCCAGACCCCAACCACGGCUUCUAUGUCAGCCCGUCUGUCCUCAGUGCCCUCGUGCCCAGCGUGGUGGCAGCCACGCCCGCGGACUGGGAAGAGAGCCCCCUCUUCAGUACCCUGUUCCCGGUCUCCGACGGCUCCAGCUACUUCGUGCGACUGUACACAGAGCCGCUGCUGGUGAGCCUGCCCACGCCGGACUUCAGCAUGCCUUACAACGUGAUCUGCCUCACGUGCACCGUGGUGGCCGUGUGCUACGGCUCCUUCUACAACCUCCUCACCAGGACCUUCCACAUUGAGGAGCCCAGCACCGGCGGCCUGGCCAAGAGGCUGGCCAACCUGAUCCGGCGCGUGCGCGGCGUGCCCCCGCUCUGAGGCCCGCGCAGCUGCACCUGCUCGCUCUCCGGGGAGGGGCGUGCCCACGCCGAGGGCUCUUUCUGCCACUUGCUCGCCCCCGUGUUGGCUUUGGAACCAGACUGUCCCCGGAGCAGGCCAGGGCCUAGGGCUGCGCUGUCCAUCCCUGGUCGUGAGCCCAGCGUGGGUCUGAAGCCAGAUGGACUGGCAGGAAGAACCCGGUUCCUCCGCGGUAGCAGCCGCAUUUUCACUGCUGUAACCAGGAGUGGGCACGGCCUGGACGGUUCCGCCCCGCCGCCGCAGGGCCGGGUGGCGGGAGUGCAGUGGAGCCUCACUGUGUGGGGGUGCUGCUUCCUGCUCAUGGAAUAAAAAGGGGCCCCUCCUACCCCCGCAGGAAGUUUCUUGUCUGCUCCCCCUCCCCCACCCCACCUCCCUUCAUCUGAUUGUGAUUCCCAGGAUUCCGGGAGUCUGGCGGGAGUGUUUCUGAGCAAGGACUCCCUGCCCACAAGAAUGAGUCUCACUGCUUUCGGGGGCUCUGGAAGCCGCUCCCCACCCCUACGGCUAGCGCGGAGAGGGCCCUGCACCGCUGGCCCAGCCUGUGGUUUUCAGCAGCUCCCAGGAGGUUGUGGGAGGUCCCCAGACCACCCUGAAGCUGGCUCCCGCCCCUGCCUGCUUCCCCUUCUAGGGUUACAGGGACCCCUGCCUGGGCUCCUGUAAAACGGACCCCUAGGUGAUGCCCCCACUGCCGCUUCCAUUGGCUUCCCUGGCACCCCUGAGUGACUUGUUCCCUCCCACCCUGCCCCAUGCCCUCUUCCAUCCUGCAGCUUCGGCUGAGGCCACCCUGUGCUGCCGACUGGCCCCUCCCCCAGCUGCUUAGUUCACUUCCUUAGAAAACCAGGUGAGGCCUUGCUUCCUCCAGGAAGUCUUCCCUGCAUGAGGUCCCCCUGCCACUCCGCUACCACAGCUGCCCAGACUUCACAGUUGCUAUGCCCUGGCCACUGCGCCCGUGCUGCCCGGAGGCACAGGCUGUCUUUCACCGAGCCCGGCAGGUGGUGAAUUGGAUGGCUUCAAGCUGUCCUGGGGUGGGAUCUGGGCUCCAGGGCAGGCAUGGGGCAAGGGUGCCCUCGAAGCCCCAGGAGUGAGUGCAGCAGUGCUGUGGGGUCUGUGGGGCCAGCCUAGACCAGCUGUUCCCAGAGCCCCGGAACAAACAGGAAGGAAAGGUGGGAGCCGUGGGCUGGAGCAGCGUGCUCGAGAGGCAUGAAUACGCAGGCUGUAAGAGGCACUGCGGUGGCUGGGUGCCCGGAGAAGCUGGGUGGUCUGGGCAGCCUGCAGGUCACCGGUGUCUGCCAGGUCGGGGAGCACGGAGCAUGGGCCUGGCUGACUGCACACCAGCUGGUGCCUGGAAGCCGCCUCUGCUUCCACGAGUGUGUAACCUGCGUUGACAAAACCGCGCGUUCUCCGUCCAGCGUCCUCCCUGAGUUCAUUCGCUCAGCUGCCUGCUGGGGCAGCCCCACCCGCUGUCUGAGGGCACCUUGAGUCUCCCCCCACACCGCUGACGUGCUUGCCCACAGUCAUCUCUGUCAGGGCGACUCGGUCACCUCCGUCUUCCCCCACUCUUCGUCCCAUGUCCUGUGCAUGCUCGCCUUCACACCACCUCCACGAGGAAGCUGUCGUUGAGGUCUUCCCUGGCCACAUCCUGGCUCAGGUUGCUACCCCAGGGCCUGGGCUCACGGUGCAGCAGGCUAAACCCUGCUUGUGACCCCAACAUCCUAUAUGGAGUGUCUUUGAGUUCUGGCUACUCCGCUUCUGAUCCAGCUUCCUGCUAAUGUGCCUAGGAAGAGUGGAAGAGGGUCCAAGCAUGUGAGCCCUGCUGUCUAUGUGGGAGAUCUGGGUGGGGUUGCUGCAUCCUGUAUGGUAGAAUGAGAAGGCCAUGUCAAGAUGGCCACUGGCAAGUGAACGUCAGUUACUCAGGAAUGACUUUGGAAACCACAUGGCAACGGAGCCUGCCUGGCAACAGGCUGUGAUUGGAUGGCUUGGGAAAAUGCCUGGCAACAGGCUGUGAUUGGUUAGGGCAUAGACCGCCCCUUGACCAAUUGGCUGCCUUGGCUAUAUAAGCUGCUGUACCAACUGAAAUAAAUGAGUCUGCAGGCUGCUCGCCUCUGGCCCACUGUCACCCGACUCCUGGGGUCUGUGUGGUGACUUCGUGCCUCUUGCCUCCACUGCGCUCCUCCUCUCAGAACAAAUCCACAGCAACAGUCCUGGUUUUGGCUUGGCCCAGACCUGGGUGUUGCAAUCAGUUGGAGAAUGGGCCAGCAGAAGGAAAAUCUCUAUUUCUUUCUCUGCCCCCACCCCCGCUCCCCCUCCCUCUGUUGCUCUGCCUUUUAAAAAAAGAAAAGAAUUUAGGGCUGGCACUGUGGCACCAUAGGCUAAGCCUCUGCCUGUGGCACUGGCGCUGGCCCAUAUGGGUGCCAGUUCAUGUCCUGGCUCUGGCUGUCCCACUUCUGACCCAGCUUGCUCCCUAUGACCUGCGGAAGCAGUGGAGGUUUGCUAAAGUGCUUGGGCUCCUGCACUCAACUGGAAAACCUGGAAGAAGUUCCUGGCUUUGGAUAAGUCCGACCCCAGCUGUUGUGGCCAUUUAGGGAGUAAACUAGCAGAUGGAAGACCUUUCUGUCUCUCUCUCUCUCUCUGUAACUACAU